CUACAGUAUCAUUAAGGUGUGCUAUGUCAUGGGAGCAUAAUGCGGGGCUGUUAAGGUGUCAAGGCCAGACCGGCGAUGGUGUGACCUGCAUUUGUAAGCCCAUGCUCUGUACGAUAAAGUUAUACAUCAUCUUAUAAGUAUGCGUGCAUGGUCGCCCACAUUGUUGUUUAGAAAGUACCACCCUCUUAUCUCUCCGCCGACCAAACGCCUUGUCACUAUCGCAACCAUGGCUGCAAGAACCCCGGACAUCACCCUCUACACAGCGCAGACCCCCAAUGGAAUCAAAAUUUCCAUUGCGCUGGAAGAACUUGGACUUCCCUACAAAGUCCAAAAACUUGAAUUCAGCAAAAACCAACAGAAAGAACCUUGGUUCCUCGAAAUCAAUCCCAAUGGCCGUAUCCCCGCUUUAACCGACACUUUUACCGAUGGCCAGAAAAUCCGCCUCUUCGAGUCUGGCAGCAUCUUGCAGUAUCUUGUUGAGAAUUAUGAUCCUGAUCACAAGCUUUCCUAUCCUAAGGGAACACGCGAACACUAUGAGGUUAAUAACUGGCUAUUUUUCCAGAACGCUGGAGUCGGACCUAUGCAGGGCCAGGCAAAUCAUUUCAAUCGCUACGCACCCGAACGCAUCGAAUAUGGUGUCACCCGAUACGUGAAUGAAACUCGCCGUCUCUACGGUGUGCUGGACAAACACCUUGCCAGCUCCAAAUCUGGUUAUCUUGUGGGCGAUCACAUCUCCAUCGCCGAUGUCUCUCACUGGGGGUGGGUUGCCAGUGCAGGCUGGGCAGGCAUCGACAUCGACGAGUUCCCGAAUCUCAAGGCAUGGGAGGAGAAAUUGGCGGCCCGACCUGGAGUUGAGAAGGGCCGGCACGUGCCAGAUAGACACACGAUCAAAGAUGUCUUGAAAGACAAAGCGCUGGCCGAGCAGCAGAGCGCUUCAGCGAGAGCCUGGGUGCAACAAGGCAUGGCGGCAGAUGCGAAGAAGUAGUCAGUUCGCGUCAGUUAAAGAAAAAGCAGUCAGUUUUAAACGAAUAUAAUGGCAGUCUUUCACGAGAUGACGGUAGUAUGCCACAUAACUAUAUCAGUAGUAGCAAACAGCAAUAGAGAGAAUAAUGAUAAAGUAUUGACUAAGAUGGA
Molecule: messenger RNA, 1134 nt
Organism: Talaromyces proteolyticus
Lineage: Eukaryota; Fungi; Ascomycota; Eurotiomycetes; Eurotiales; Trichocomaceae
Product: glutathione S-transferase GstA
Exons: 3
Coding region: 140-985 (281 amino acids)
Source: RefSeq, a predicted model, not a curated record